Molecule: messenger RNA, 1332 nt
Organism: Arvicola amphibius (Eurasian water vole)
Lineage: Eukaryota; Metazoa; Chordata; Mammalia; Rodentia; Cricetidae
Gene: Egfl8
Product: EGF like domain multiple 8
Exons: 9
Coding region: 205-1146 (313 amino acids)
Biological process (GO): anatomical structure development
Cellular component (GO): extracellular region; cell surface
Molecular function (GO): signaling receptor binding; calcium ion binding
Source: RefSeq, a predicted model, not a curated record
AGUCAGUGGAGGACGGGAUUGGGAUUGCUUGGCCUUAGGAUGGGAAGGAGGCUCCUGAAUGAGGAGUGUGUCUGGUGUCUGGUGUGUAUGCCAUGGUGUGGGAGAGACAUGAAGGUGUAGGCUCUCUACAGUUUGAGGGAGCACAGUGAGAAGGGCUGUGUGGGAAGGCUGGCCAUGAGCUCCGGGUUAAGGAGAGCCUGACUGAUGGCAGGACAUGUCCGACGAAAUGCACAGGCUGUUGCAGACCAUCCCACAGAGUCUGGAAGAACCAUGGGGCUCAGGGCUGAGCUGGGCGGUUUCCAGAUUGGACUCUCGUUUCUCCUGCUACUGAUGUCAGGCGAGGGGCGCAAAGGAGCUUUCAAACAAAGUGUGGGGGUCUGCUCCAACCAGACCCUGGUGGUUCCACUCCGAUACAACGAGUCCUACAGUCAACCGGUAUACAAGCCCUACCUGACCCUGUGUGCUGGCAGGCGCGUAUGCAGCACCUACAGGACCACUUACCGCGUGGCCUGGCGGGAGGUGAGGCGGGAGGUUCAGCAGACACACGUGGUGUGCUGCCAGGGCUGGAAGAAGCCACAUCCAGGAGCUCUCACCUGUGAAGCCAUCUGCUCCAAGCCUUGUCUUAAUGGAGGUGUCUGCACUGGACCGGACCAGUGCGAAUGUGCCCCAGGCUGGGGAGGGAAACACUGCCACGUGGACGUCGAUGAAUGCAGGACCAGCUUCAACCUCUGUUCUCAUGGCUGUUUGAACACCCUGGGCAGCUUCACGUGUGGCUGUCCGCACCCCCUGGUUCUGAGUUCGGAUGGGCGCACCUGUGCAGCAGGGCCUCUGGAAUCUUCAACAAGUGCCAGCAUCCUCAGUGUGGAGGUACGGGAAGCGGAACGUGAGGAGCAAAACCUGAGGUGGGAGGUCGCAGAGUUGCGGGCGCGCCUGGAGCGGCUGGAGCAGUGGGCCACACGGGCUGGGGCCUGGGUCCGAGCCGUGUUGCCCAUGCCGCCCGAAGAACUGCAGCCAGAACAGGUGGCUGAGCUGUGGGGCCGGGGUGACAGGAUCGAGUCCCUCAGUGACCAGGUGCUGCUGCUUGAGGAAAAGCUGGGUGCCUGUGCCUGUGAGGACAACAGCCUGGGCCCAAACUUCCACGGCUGACAAGGAACUCCCGCAGCAGCCUGGAUCCCUAAUUUAUACAGAACCGGCCUUAUCUUGGAUUAGUAGAUGGGGGAUCGACCACCUGACCACAGAGGCGCAAAGAGCCACAGAAAGCCCCCAGAUCUCUCUUUCUCUUUAUUCUCAGUUGUUUGCUGUUAUCCCAUAAUAAAAACCAACCACACAAAA